Messenger RNA from Linum tenue, 2334 nucleotides. Lineage: Eukaryota; Viridiplantae; Streptophyta; Magnoliopsida; Malpighiales; Linaceae. The record is from the annotation of a GenBank genome assembly.
AUGUGGAAAUUCUCCCCGUUUGUGGCGCUUAUCGAACAUCGUACUCGCGAAGUUGAACAUCUGAGGAAGCGUAUCGACUACUAUACCUCUCAGCUUGGAGAGGCAGAACAGAAUCUGGAAAAGACAAAAACACAAUUGGCUCGCCUUAGGAGAGAUUCCAGACCCCACAAGACUUCUCUGGAGAAUGGGGGUAAGACUGUGAAGGUGGAGAGCAGCUCAACUAGCUCUGUUCGAGUUAAUGAAAGUUCUUCAAGGAAUCAAACUCGGUCUAGAACUGAACUUGUUAUCCCGGCUGCGAAUUCCAAGGUUGCCCAGUUUUUAAAAUUAGGGGGUUCUGGCACGAGGGAUUCCAUUCGUUCCAGUGCUCAAACAAGCUCUUCUACCCAGUAUGAUAUUAUUAGGAAAGUAAAUGCAGAGAAGCCGGACCAGAGUCCUUCUGAUGAUGAAGUUGUUGAAAAUCAGGAUAAAGGAAGAAAGAGGAAACUUGAGCAGAGAGACCAAAAGGAAUUGAUUCCAAUGGUAUGCAGAAGCUCUUCACCGUAUACCAUUUAUUGCCAUGCUAACAAUCACAUCUGUAGUCAGCACAAGAGAAAGUUGAGAAGUCUUGCACUUUGUCCGGUGAAUGAUCAACUGUUUGUUACCAGUGCUUUGGAUGGAUUGGUCAAUUUAUGGAAGCUGCAGGGUCAUGGGUCAACAUGCCAAUCUGGUGGAGGUUCCAAACCUUUUCCAAGUAAUUAUUUCUUCCAAUCUUCUAAUUCCAGGUCUAGUGCCUCUCUUCUUAGUUCCACUGAGUGCAUUUCUCCAAAAAACAGGCGGUGGGCUGAAGAUAUAGCCUGGCACCCAUUGGGGAACAGCUUGGUUGCGACUUACACUGCUGAUAAAGGGGACUCUCAGAUAGCAGUCAUUCAUUUGAAUAAGACACAUGAGAAAAGCAAAGUAACGUUUCUACAAGACAAGCCUCAUAUUAAGGGUAUUGUUAAUGGAGUAAUGUUUAUGCCUUGGGGAGAUUCAUGUUUUGUCACCGGUGGCAGUGAUCAUGCUGUCAUAGUCUGGAAUGAGGAAGCUGAAAACUCGUGGAAGCCAAAGAAUUUGCACAGGGAUUUGCAUUCUUCUGCCGUUAUGGGGAUUGCUGGCAUGCAACAAAAGCAGAUCGUGCUCUCGGCUGGUGCAGACAAGAGAAUCAUUGGUUUUGAUGUCCAAGGAGGGCGAGUGGAGUUCAAGAAUCAAGUGGAUAGCAAAUGCAUGAGUGUUUUGCCUAAUCCAUGUGACUUCAAUCUCUACAUGGUUCAAACAGGGACUCCUGAGAAGCAGCUGAGACUGUUUGACGUCCGAUUGAGACAAACUGAAAUCCACACAUUCGGGUUUAAGCAAGAAAGCAGUGAUUCACAGUCAGCACUGAUCAAUCAAGGCUGGUCUUCUGAUGGUUGGUACCUGUCGUCCGGCUCGGUGGAUCCUGUGAUCCACAUCUUUGAUAUCAGGUACAACGGUCACAAGCCAUCACAAUCCAUAAGAGCUCACCAAAAACGUGUCUUCAAAGCUGAGUUUCACUACUCUCGACCUCUUCUGAUCUCCAUAUCUUCUGAUCUCCAAAUUGGGCUGCACAAGAUUUAGUCGAGGUUCUGGGUUUGCUUCAGAUGUUCUUCCCUUCCCCCCUGGUCUAAACGCUGUCUCCUGUGGCAGCCUUGUUGAGUGAACGUUUAGGAAACUGCUAGCAAGUGAAAAGCUGAUUAGAGGAUGGUGUGGCAGAAGACUAGGAUGGUUUAGGAAACUGCUAACAAGUGCACUGCGAGUUGACGUGGGUCUAGGUUGGGAGUCGUAAUUUGCUGCCGGUGUUCUCACUAUUUGCCAUUUAGAUAUUUUCUGAAAAAUGAGAAAAAAUUCUACUUUUUAUAGUUUGUUUCAUAUGAAGGCUACAUCUUUACGCCACUUGUAUUGUCUUACUGUGCCGGACUUUACUGAAAAUUAGUUUCUAGUUAUUUGUAGGGAAGUACUGGAAUUGUGGAAGGGGAUGGGAUGGCACAGAUAUAUUCGGAAAAAGAUACAGCGAAAAAGAAUGUUUCAUUCUCCGAUCUCAGGCUACCGCGCUGGUAUAUGCGUCUGUGCAAUCCUUUCCACUUCCUUUCCCUUAAGACAGCGAGUGAUGAUUGUUCGAGCCUCUGUGGCGGCAACCUCCCAAAACUUAGAGAUUUUUCCAGAAAUAGCACUGUUUAAAUUUUUUUUCCCAAAAAUAGCACCCAAUUCCGAAAAAUUCCAAAAUUAGCACAAUUUUUGUAAAACCGCAACCCGGAGGUGCGUUUUUCGAUGAAAACGCCACCCGAGGGCGCGUUUUUCGAU